Messenger RNA from Pyrus x bretschneideri (Chinese white pear), 697 nucleotides. RefSeq lists its product as uncharacterized. Lineage: Eukaryota; Viridiplantae; Streptophyta; Magnoliopsida; Rosales; Rosaceae. The coding region runs from base 108 to 644 and encodes 178 amino acids. The transcript is spliced from 2 exons. The record is from RefSeq and is a predicted model, not a curated record.
AUCGCUUCCAACUUCCGGUUCGCACAUAUUCCGGUCUGUUUCCCCCAAAACGCUCUCUCUUCUCACAUUUUUGGUUCUCUUGACCGCUGGAAGUUGGAACAACGACGAUGAACGCCACAGCUCCGCCUGACGUCAUCCAAGUCACAGAUUACCAGAACGGAAGCGAUUCCGACACCAACAUCGACGACGACGACGGCGAUGCAGCCGGCGCCGAGUUCUACCAGCCAGUCUCCGCCGUCGACUCCGAAGACUCCGAAGACCAGAUCGGAAACGACGCCGUCCCGAUCCACUCCCAGCUGCACUCCAACGGCGUCACUGUCAAUCAGGUCGACGGAGGAAUCUCGUCUCUCCAGCUAAACGACGGCGUCGGGCGCAAUGAUCGCUUGAACAGCAGCAGCGAUGACGAAGCGGAAGCAGAAGAAGUGGAGGAGGAGGUCGCUUCCGACUCGGAGAUAAUUAGGGCUUUCAGAGAAGACGAGAAUCGCAGAAACGCGCCGCUUACGGCGGAGAACGCGACGAGGGUCAGGGAGGCCAUGCGAGGAAUUUCCUUCGCCGGAGCACCUCCGCAUUGGGCGGGUCUGAUCCCCGAGAACAACUGGAUGGACCGCCUUCGCGGGCUCGGGCAAUCUUCGUCCCGGAGGUGAAAAUGUUUAAUCUUUGUAUCUCGUUUUCUCCGAUUGGAGUGGAUUGCAAAUUU